This is a messenger RNA of Priceomyces carsonii, 1746 nucleotides long. RefSeq lists its product as uncharacterized. Bases 1 to 1746 code for a protein of 581 amino acids. Gene Ontology annotation, biological process: amino acid transmembrane transport. Lineage: Eukaryota; Fungi; Ascomycota; Pichiomycetes; Serinales; Debaryomycetaceae. Gene Ontology annotation, molecular function: amino acid transmembrane transporter activity. Gene Ontology annotation, cellular component: membrane. The record is from RefSeq and is a predicted model, not a curated record. The transcript has a single exon.
AUGUCUAAAAUUCUGAAUAUUAAGAAGGUGAUCAAAGGGAAUUCUUCCGAAGUUGUUUACAGUGAAAAGGACUCUAAUUCGCCUAUUCCAAUAGCAACGAUAAGAUCUCAUGCAAGCUAUUUGAGUGGCGGAGAGGAGCAGCUGAAAAAUAUGUCGCUUAAAAGAGAUUUAAAAGCCAGACAUGUAACUAUGAUUGCUAUGGGUGGAGCUUUGGGUACUGGUUUAGUUAUAACUUCAGGAUCAGCAUUGGCAAGCUCUGGUCCGGCGUCGACACUAAUAGCUUUUAUUAUUGUUGGUGGGAUUAUGUGCACAGUUAUGUCUGCCUUGGGUGAAAUGGCGACAUAUUUGCCGCUUCCAGAUGGUUUUGCUGGCUAUUCUUCAAGGUUCGUUGAUCCUUGCCUUGGUUUUGCAGUCGGAUAUUCUUAUUGGAUAAAAUAUAUGGUUCUUUGCCCCAAUCAACUAACUGCCAGCGCUUUGGUAAUUCAGUAUUGGGUAGACAGUGAAAAGGUAAACCCUGGGGUUUGGAUAACUAUCUUUCUUAUUGCGAUUACUUUUAUCAACUAUUUUGGUGUCAAAUAUUUCGGAGAAUUCGAGUUUUGGCUAUCAUCCAUUAAAAUUAUUACUGUCGUUGGUUUAAUUCUAUUGCUAUUUAUCAUCAUGUUAGGAGGGGGUCCAACUCAUGAUCGUCUUGGGUUCAGGUACUGGAAAGACCCAGGCUCGUUCAAAACUUAUUCGGAAACAAUUACUGGAGAUAAGGGAAGAUUUGUUGCCUUUGUUUCUACAUUAGUUUCCGUGGUUUUUUCGUAUUUAGGUACGGAAUUAGUAGGUGUUACUGUUGGCGAAACUCAAAAUCCUCGUCGAAAUGUUCCUCGUGCAAUCAAACUAACUUUUUUUCGUAUCUUGUUUUUUUACAUUAUUUCCGUCUUGCUUUUAGGAAUGUGUGUGCCUUUUAAUGAUAAGCGCCUUAUAUUUGCAGCUAGUGCAGGAACUUCGGCUUCCGCUUCACCUUUCGUCGUAGCCAUACAAAAUGCAAGAAUUAGAGUCCUUCCUCAGAUUAUCAACGCUGCCAUCUUACUUUUCGUGUUUUCUGCCUCAAAUUCUGAUAUGUAUAUUGGCAGUCGUACCCUUUACGGACUUGCAGUUAACGGAAAAGCACCAAAAAUAUUUGCCCGUACCAACAAAAAUGGUGUUCCAAUUUAUGCUUUGGGCGUCUCAGUAUUAUUCUGUCUCUUAGCCUACAUGAAUGUUUCCUCAUCGGCGAAAACCAUAUUUAUUUAUUUUGUUAACGUUGUAUCCAUGUUCGGUCUUUUGACCUGGAUUUCAAUACUCGUUACACACAUAUGUUUUAUGCGUGCUGUUAUCAGUCAAGGGUAUGAUCGCCACUCAUAUUUAGUUUGGUGUGCCCCAUUUCAGCCAUAUGCAUCAUAUGUUGCAUUGUUUUUGUGCAUUAUUAUUGCAAUAUUCAAGAAUUUCACGGUAUUCAUAGGUGACUUUCAGUAUAAAACAUUUAUAACAGGCUACAUUGGAAUUCCUGUCUAUUUAUUAAUGCUUUUCGGCUACAAAAUUUUCAUGAAAUCAAAGAGAGUGCUUCCAGAAACUGCAGAUCUCUAUACAUUCAAAGAUGUUAUUGAUAACGACGAAGCAAUAUAUUUAGAGAAAGAGGCUAUCAGGAAAGAAAAUCUCAAAAAUAAUAAGAAAAAGGACUUACAAAGUGUCUACGAAAAAUUUAUAGGGUGGUUAUUUUGA